This is a messenger RNA of Peronospora farinosa, 1371 nucleotides long. The record is from the annotation of a GenBank genome assembly. Lineage: Eukaryota; Oomycota; Peronosporomycetes; Peronosporales; Peronosporaceae.
AUGAGUGAGUCAGAUCUAAGCAGCAACAACGUCAUGACCGUCAUUACUGUAGGUGCCGCUGGCAAGGUCGGGGAUGGUGUCAAUUCAUACUACGUAUAUAAAGUCACGUCAGCCGAAGACAUGGUAGUCGAGCGACGUUACUCGGACUUUCUGUGGCUGCACUACCAACUGUCCAAGCAAUGCGCAGGCUACGUGAUCCCACCACUGCCGUCCAAGGUCGUGGGGAUGCUACAGGGAACUGGGUUUCUUGAGCAUCGCCGCGCUGGUCUCGAGCGCUUCCUACACAAACUGGUGAGCCACGACGAGCUUCGGAACUCUAAUUACGUUCACAGUUUUUUCGAGUGUUCCAUCGUAGAGCUCACUACGCUCAAGGCUGAGACACAGCGUGCCAACUCUCUCACUACCACGUCCUUGUCGUCUGUUGUGCAACGCACGCAGUUGCUUAACAAUUGGUGGAGCAAAACGUACCAGCGCAUGGUGGAGAAUGACGCGCUCAGCAUUUUUGGCUCGCGCAACAAUGGCGAGGAUGGAGAGAACUGCGGCAUGAUCGAGGAUCCAGAGUUUACGAAUGUUACGAAAUACGUGGCCAAGCUGAACGCGCAGAUGCAGUUGCUUAAGAGUAAGGUGCGCGCGGCCAGCCAGCAGAAUAAAUUGGCAGCCGGCACCCAUUGUGACCUCAUUGAGUGCCUUAACUGGGUAGCCGAUGCCGAGGAGGAAAACUCCGAGAUGCCCACGUCCUACUACAUUGCACUGCUGGCCGUGCUAGACACGCGUGCCCGCCAGAUGGACGCCGAGCUUGAAGCCUUCUCCUCCAGUAUCGACGACAUUGCCCGCUGGGUCAAAGCGGUGCAGAAUGCUCUGGACGUGCGUGAUGACCGCAGGUAUCUAUAUCAGGCACAGCUGGCUGCGCACCGGAAGGCAGUGAAUGGAGAUGGUCCCGACUCUCCUUCGGCCACCCGACUCAGCAAGGAGCUUGUUGCUGCCAAGGACGAGUUUGAGCGUGUGCACGCACGCGUGAUGCGCGAGGUGGCACGUUUUCGUGGACAGAAGGCGGUGGAGCUCAAGAAGCUGUUCCUGGAGUUUGCACAGCUGCAGCUGCGUAACUCGAAGAAGAUGGAGAUGAUCGUGACGCAGAGCACCACGGAGCUCGAGACUCCGCUGCCGGCCAAGCUUUUGUACGCCUCACAGACACCUGCAUCCUGUACAAGCUCGUUCAAGUGGCGUGACUCGUUUGGACUGGACAAGAACGACGUGAUUGGCACCACCAGGUCUACAUCUGACACACAGUCUCCCACAGGCAGUAGCACCGCUGACGCCACGAAGCCUGUCAAUGCGGUUACCGCGGAUAUCUACUCGGACACCCAUGUAUAA